UCGAUUGUGCGUUCCGAUGUUAUUGGUUCUCGUACCUCUCUCUACUUUCUCUCCACUAUUUGCUGUUGCCACCGGUUACUUCCUCCUUACGGUAACGUCCAGGUUCUAACUGUCUUCGUACACCAGAAAAAGCCAUCCUUUACCCAAGGGGAGCCCAAUCAAAGUUUGCCGUUUUCCUUUCCCCCCACAAAUUCAAUUGUCUUUCCUUUUUGUCGUUUGUGUUUUUUUUUCCUUCUUUCUGAUUUGACUUUUCUGGGUCACUCUAAAUUUCCUGCUCAACCCGCAUUACAUUGUUUUUGGGUUUUCCGGUUUUUGAUCUGGGUUAUCAGCGGAUCCUGAGUUUGUGAAGAUUUUGUGAUCCUUUUUGUAGUUUUUGAAUUCCCUUUGUGUUUAAAUUUCGUCGAUUUUGAACCUUUAGCGGGUAUGUGAGUGUGGGUACGAUUGAAUGAGAAGAAUACGAAGAAGAAGAAGAAGAAGAAGAAACAAAAAUGGAUAUAACGCAAGUUUCGAUAAUACAUCAUGUCGGAAUUGUGCUUCUUGUUCUGUGGCUUCUCGCUGAGGUCAAAUAUUGUCAUCCCGUGGUCUACUUCCUCUCUCUGAUUUAUCUCUACCUGGUUCAUGAGCGGUAUGUUAUGCGAUUGCGGAGGAAAUUGCAGUUUGAGGAAAGGAGGCAGGCUAAUCAGAGAAGGGUACUUUCUGAUUCUGAAACAGUCCGUUGGUUGAACCAUGCAGUGGAAAAGAUAUGGCCCAUAUGUAUGGAGCAGAUUGCUUCACAAAAGAUUCUCCUCCCCAUAAUACCUUGGUUCUUGGAGAAGUACAAACCAUGGACUGCUAAGAAAGCCAUAGUUCAACAUCUCUAUUUGGGACGAAACCCGCCUAUCUUUACUGAAAUGAGGGUUUUUCGUCAGUGUACUGAUGAUGAUCACUUGGUUCUUGAGUUGGGAAUGAAUUUUCUCACAGCUGAUGAUAUGAGUGCAAUACUUGCUGUGAAGCUGAGGAAAAGACUGGGAUUUGGGAUGUGGGCAAAGUUGCAUCUCACUGGCUUGCAUGUUGAAGGAAAGGUGUUGGUUGGGGUAAAGUUUCUUCGUGACUGGCCUUUCAUUGGCCGUUUGCGGUUAUGCUUUGUUGAACCUCCAUAUUUUCAGAUGACCAUCAAGCCUAUUUUCAGUCAUGGGCUUGAUGUUACAGAAGUUCCCGGAAUUGCUGGGUGGCUGGAUAAGCUACUUUCUGUUGCUUUUGAGCAGACACUUGUUGAGCCGAACAUGCUGGUUGUCGACAUGGAGAAAUUUGUUUCUGCUGACCAAGAAAAUUGGUUCUCCGUGGAUGAGAAGGAGCCAGUUGCUUAUGCCAAAAUAGAAGUUAUUGAAGCAUCUGAUAUGAAACCAUCUGAUUUAAAUGGCUUGGCUGAUCCCUACUUGAAAGGUCAAAUGGGCUCUUACAGAUUUAGGACUAAGAUACAAAAGAAAACGCUGUCACCAAAAUGGCAUGAGGAGUUUAAGAUCCCCAUCAUUACGUGGGAAUUGCCAAACAUAUUAGCUCUUGAAGUUCGUGACAAGGACCGAUUUGUUGAUGAUAUACUUGGGGACUGCUCUGUUAAUAUCAGCGAUCUUAGGGAUGGACAAAGACAUGAUAUGUGGUUGCCUCUUCAGAAUAUUAAAACUGGGAGGUUGCAUCUUGCAGUAACUAUACUCGAAGAGAAUGUAAAGGCGGAUGAUCAUCAGGGUGACUGGAAAUCAUUUCAUUCGGAAGAAAAAGGAAAUUCCUUCGCUACCGAGACUACUAACAAAGGCUCAUUCUCAUCUGCAUCAUCAGAGAAGUCUCAGAGGGUGGCAGAAUAUUUUGAGCCAAUUGAUAUUGAAGGGCAGAAAGAGACAGGUAUAUGGGUCCAUCAACCGGGAAGCGAUGUUUCACAAACUUGGGAGCCUAGAAAAGGGAAGUGUCGGCACCUUGAUACCAAAAUUCUUAAGGAGCCAAAUGAUAUUACUGGAAACUCUAUUUUAACACCAUCAAGAUCACAAAAUAAUGAUAGCAGCAGCUCUGAUGAAAACCCUGAUGAUAAACGUUCAAUGAGUUCAGUUCGGAGGGGUAUACGAAAGAUCGGUUCAGUAUUUCACAGGAGUCCCAAGGAUGGAAAAUCCAACAGCUUUACCGAGACCAUUCCAUCACCCCAUAUAAACAUAAAGGCAGUUGAUGUAAAGGAGAUUGGUGUCAAGUUUGUAGUGGAAGAAGACCUCGCCAGGCCUGCUUUGGAUAACAUUCCAAAAGAGGAAGAUUCAAGCUACGGGGAAAGUGGUCCAGAUAGUCCAUCAAAAGGAAAUAUGAAAGACCGGGCAAAAAGCUUGUUCAAGCAUGCCGAAAAAUCUGCUCAAACUUUAAAGCAUAUGCUUUCUCGGAAGGGCGGAAGAAGGUCUCAAGGUAAUUCCCCUGUGACAGAAAGAGAUAUUGCAGUGGAUUACGAUGAUUCUUCUGAUGAUGAAUCUCUUCCUUCUUCAAAAGUUGAAAGGAUACCAAGUAUACCGAUUCCUUCAGAGGGUAUAGUUCUUGGUUGUGGUAACGACUCAUCUAGUUCUCAGGAUCAUGUGGUUGAUCCUGUGGUUCAGGCAGGUGAAACUGAUACUGCUGUUGAUGCUAAGAGCCCAAAAAAUAAGGUUAGUCCUCGAGGCUUGGAAAUGUUGCAUGACAAGGAGGGUAGCCCUGUUAAUAAGAGUGAUGUUGAGUCCCCGAAGAUGAAGCUUGAUGAAGGAGGGGAUUUGGAAGGACCAACCAAUUAAAAAUUUCUUGUUACAAAAAGAAAAUAAAAAAAUAACUAGCUUGUGGUAUCCUUAUCAUGGAUGGAUUUUUACAACUUGUUUGAAGAUUCAAAAGUUCGGUCCAUGCCAUACGCUAUUAUUUGCUUGUAUAUAUACUCAAAUCGGUCCUUAGCUUUGCUUGUACAUCUACUUGAAUCGGUCCUUAGAUUUCAGGUUUGAUGGACAAUUUUUUUCGCAACUGUUUUUCAAAUCCACAUAAUACUCCAAUGUCAGGGUAUGAAUUUGAUGUUGGUGUAUUCUGUUUUUAUUCUGUGCAUAUUUUGGAACUUGGUAUAGUGUUGUACUUGUAUGCUUUCUUUGUGAAUAUUUUUUAUAGUUCAAA
Messenger RNA from Morus notabilis, 3132 nucleotides. RefSeq names its product C2 domain-containing protein At1g53590. Gene Ontology annotation, molecular function: lipid binding. Bases 489 to 2771 code for a protein of 760 amino acids. The record is from RefSeq and is a predicted model, not a curated record. Lineage: Eukaryota; Viridiplantae; Streptophyta; Magnoliopsida; Rosales; Moraceae. The transcript has 13 exons.